This is a messenger RNA of Bufo gargarizans (Asiatic toad), 1800 nucleotides long. Its product is annotated as catalase-like. Gene Ontology annotation, cellular component: peroxisome; cytoplasm; mitochondrion. The record is from RefSeq and is a predicted model, not a curated record. Gene Ontology annotation, molecular function: catalase activity; heme binding. The coding region runs from base 86 to 1606 and encodes 506 amino acids. Lineage: Eukaryota; Metazoa; Chordata; Amphibia; Anura; Bufonidae. The transcript is spliced from 13 exons. Gene Ontology annotation, biological process: response to hydrogen peroxide; hydrogen peroxide catabolic process.
CCAAAAGUCACUCAAAAGGACAUAUCUUCUCAAUUUAGCAAGUGCCAAGUACCAAGAAUCAGACGGCGACCCAACCACCGUUACCAUGGACCAUUUCAGGCAGCAGACCAAGGAUCCUUGUGUCCUCACCACCGCUGCAGGCGUUCCAACAGGAGACAAGCUUAAUAUCUUAACUGUGGGCCCUCGGGGGCCACUGCUGGUCCAGGACACCGUAUUUAUCGAUGAGAUGGCCCAUUUUGACAGGGAAAGGAUCCCUGAAAGAGUAGUGCACGCUAAAGGAGCAGGAGCAUUUGGAUAUUUUGAAGUCACCCAUGACAUCACCCAGUACACGAAAGCCAAAGUGUUUGAGCGCGUUGGGAAGAAAACAGAUAUCGCUAUCAGGUUUUCUACUGUAGCCGGAGAAGCAGGAUCCGCCGACACCGUCCGCGACCCACGGGGAUUUGCAGUGAAGUUCUACACGGACGAAGGAAUUUGGGACCUGGUCGGUAACAACAUCCCGAUAUUCUUUAUUCGGGAUCCCAUUAUGUUUCCGUCCUUCAUCCACAGCCAGAAAAGGAACCCGCAGACACAUCUGAAGGACCCUGAUAUGGUGUGGGACUUCUGGAGCCUGAGACCGGAGUCACUGCAUCAGGUGACGUUUUUGUUUAGUGAUCGUGGCAUUCCCGAUGGAUACAGGUUUAUGAACGGCUAUGGAUCUCACACCUUCAAACUGGUGGAUCCCAAAGGAAAUGCCGUGUAUUGUAAAUUCCAUCUUAAGUCUGAUCAAGGUAUCAAGAAUCUGACAGUAGAAGAAGCAGACAAGCUGGCGGCCAAAGACCCCGAUUACGCAAUUCGGGACCUAUUCCAAGCCAUUGCUAAAAAGGACUUCCCAUCAUGGACCUUAAAAAUCCAGAUCAUGACAUUAGAGCAGGCCGAGAUCUGUCCCUUCAAUCCCUUCGACCUCACCAAGGUCUGGUCUCAUAAGGAUUACCCCCUGAUCCCCGUGGGUAAGCUGGUACUCAACAGGAAUCCUGAGAAUUACUUUGCCCAAGUGGAACAGAUUGCAUUUGACCCCAGCAACAUGCCGCCGGGGAUUGAGGCCAGCCCGGAUAAAAUGCUGCAGGGACGUCUCUUCUCCUACCCAGAUACACACAGACAUCGCCUUGGAGCUAAUUAUUUGCAUCUACCUGUCAACUGCCCCAGGAAGUUUGCACAUGUCUCCAACUAUCAGCAGGAUGGUCCUAUGUGCCUCUUCAGUGCUCCAUGUACUGUCCCAAAUUAUUACCCAAACAGCUUCAGUUCUCCGCGAGAUGAUCGCAAGUGCAAUGAAAGUGCCUUCCCCACCUCUGGAGACAUCACCCGCCAUGAUAGCUGUGAUGACGACAAUGUGUCUCAGGCAAGAAUUUUCUACAAUAAAACGCUGAAUGAAGACGAGCGCCAGAGAGUGUGCGAAAACAUCGCCCUAAGCCUGAAGGAUGCACAGAUCUUCAUCCAAGAAAGAGCACUGAAAAAUUUCCGAGCUGUGGACCCGGACUAUGGUGCCCGUAUCCAAACUCUGCUGGACAAGCACAACAAGGCUGGUGGAAAGAAGGAACCGCUGCAUAGUUACACUCGAUGUUCCUCCUGAAUGGACCAUGGGGACUGUGAAGGUGAUCUCAGAUAGAAGAUAACAGUUUCCCGACAAAUUUAACCCUUGCCGUACCUAUGGAAAUAUUGGAACCACAGAUCAUCUCACCAGACGUCCCGGGCUGCUGACGCAGCCUCAGCUUGUUUUACUGGAUUUACUUGGAAGAAAAAGUUUUAUAUAUAGAUAUUUUUUUU